Labrus bergylta (ballan wrasse) is the source of this 1069-nucleotide messenger RNA. NCBI's taxonomy places the organism in Eukaryota, Metazoa, Chordata, Actinopteri, Labriformes, Labridae. The record is from RefSeq and is a predicted model, not a curated record.
GAACGCAGCACAGUACAUGCUCACCGUCCCCGCAGUCCACCGCACACACACACAGCCGCUACCUGCCAGGCGGAAUGGACGUCUCCUCCUCCGGUGCUCCGAGCUUCACCGUCAGCCCAGCGGAGCCGCGGGAGAAGCCAGGCCCGACAUGACAGCGCCGGACCGGGACAAGAAAGCCCGCCGGCCGCCGCGGCUCAUCGCCCGGACGGAGGCGGCAUGGGCUGCGGGUCGCUACGCCGUGCUGGCCGCCCUGUGCGCCCUCUGCUACGGCAACUCUCUCCAAGGGGAGCUGGUGCACGACGACGUGUGGGCGAUCAUCAACAACCCGGACGUCCGACCGGGCUCCAGCCUCGGAAACAUCUUCAGCAACGACUUCUGGGGGAAGAGGAUGGCGGACAACACGAGCCACAAGUCCUACAGACCGCUGUGCAUCCUCACCUUCAAGUUGAACAUCCUACUGGGCGGCAUGACUCCGCUCUACUUCCACGUCGUCAACGUGUUUCUGCACUGCGCCGUCACCUGCCUGCUCAUGCACACCUGUGAGCGCUGCACCUUUGAGGACUCGCGUCUCGCCUUCGUCACGGCGCUCUUCUUCGCUGUGCACCCCGUCCACACCGAGGCUGUGUCUGGGAUCGUGGGCAGAGCUGACGUCUUGGCCUGUCUGCUUUUCUUGCUGACGUUUCUCUCCUACAUCAGGAGCGUGGGGGUGUACGUCUCCGAGGACUCCUUCCCCUCCACUGUCUCUCCGCGUUGUCUCCUCGUCAGUCUGUUGCUCGGUACCUGCGCCAUGCUGGUGAAGGAGACGGGCAUCACCGUGUUCGGCGUGUGUGUGCUGUACGACGCCCUGGUGCUGUGCCGCAGGCCGCUCAUCCAGUAAGAACACCCUCGCUUUGUGUUUACACCUCCCGAUUCAUGUGGCUGUGGUCACCUGAGCGUGGUCACCGUUCUUUUUAAUUAAACGCUCGCUCUUCAUAUUUACUCGGGGAAUCAUCGGAGAGCGUCCCCGUGCGCACUGAUCUUUCGCCAUUUCUCUGCAAUGAUCAAAGUUGUCCCACCAACCUGAAGUCCG